AUGUUCAAUGGAACUCAUUCAACUCCCUCAUUUGCUCCCGGAAUCUGUCCUGUAUCUUCGGUAUCGACUUCUAGCUGCUCCAAGAACACAAUAACUGUCCUCCAGCCAUCGACAGCCCUUAUCAUGGUCUGGCAAGCGGCCACAUUGGCUAUCCCUCGAAUCUUCGCCGCCUCAUCGUGGACUCGAUCUCGGAGAUGUAGCAGCAUUCGAUGGAGCAAAUGGGACCUCGGUUGGGAGUGCUUGGACCUCGCCAGCGUUCUCAAACUUAUAGAGGCACCAUUCUUCCCUUUCAUCCCUGUGCCCGCACAAGUCUCGAAUACAGAUCGUGCUGAUAUUCUGGCUGCGACCUUCAAGGUACGUUUUAACUUCCUGUGCAGACCUGCGUCUAACGUCUCCGAUUCGAUGGUUUACGCUCACUCUCUUACACGCCUCCCGCCAUCGACUUGCUUCUCCUCUCGUCAUAAGCCCUCGCCGUUCAAGGACUUUUCGUGCGGCGGACUUCAUAGAUGGGUGGGCGCUUGGUUCGUUGGUCGGCUGGAAGGGCGAGGUGGACCUGGCUAG
Messenger RNA from Mycena indigotica, 561 nucleotides. RefSeq lists its product as uncharacterized. Lineage: Eukaryota; Fungi; Basidiomycota; Agaricomycetes; Agaricales; Mycenaceae. The record is from RefSeq and is a predicted model, not a curated record. The coding region runs from base 1 to 561 and encodes 186 amino acids. The transcript has 4 exons.